Aspergillus oryzae RIB40 is the source of this 864-nucleotide messenger RNA. RefSeq names its product class II fructose-bisphosphate aldolase. Gene Ontology annotation, biological process: carbohydrate metabolic process. Lineage: Eukaryota; Fungi; Ascomycota; Eurotiomycetes; Eurotiales; Aspergillaceae. The record is from RefSeq and is a predicted model, not a curated record. Bases 1 to 864 code for a protein of 287 amino acids. The transcript has 3 exons. Gene Ontology annotation, molecular function: zinc ion binding; aldehyde-lyase activity.
AUGGUCAAUCCAUCAAUUGCAAGCAACCGUACUCAUUGCAUUCUACAUGCAGCGAAGGAGGGCAAAUAUGCCGUUGGUGCGUACAACUGCUACAAUGGUGACGGUGUGAUGGCUGUUAUUCGUGCUGCAGAGGCCAAAGGAUCAACGGCUAUUAUUCAGCUUUUCCCCUGGACCCUGCAUUUCCAAGGCCCCGAGUUUGUCCAUUAUGUAGUCAACUCUGCCCAUGCCGCCUCGGUCCCCAUUGCAGUGCAUCUUGACCAUUGCAUCAAGCCCGAGGACGUGGAAUUAGCCCUGACUCUCCCUUUCGAUUCUAUCAUGAUUGACGGUUCCGCUAUGGAAGAGGCGGAGAAUGUUGCAAUCUGUGCACGGAAUAUCAAGCGGGCACACGAGCUGGGAAUUUCUAUUGAGGUAGAGAUGGGGCGGAUAGAGGGCGGCGAGGAUGGCCUGCCCAACGUGGACCUAGGGACCAUCUUUACAAAACCCGAGGAUGCUAAACGGUUUAUGGAAGCGACUGGUGCCGACUUCCUUGCUCCAAGCUUCGGCAACGUUUAUGGAGGCUACGGAGACGGGGGCGCUGAAAGGUCGUGGGACUUAACUCUUCUCAGGAAGAUUGCGAAGACUGUCGAGCAGCCACUUGUGCUGCACGGAACACAUCCAGUUGAGAAUGAACUGUUCCUCAAGGCAAUUGACUGUGGGGUUUCGAAGAUCAACGUCAAUCGAACAGUGCGCGAUGAUUAUACAAAGUUCGUCGCCGAGAAUGCUGGCAAAUUAGAGUUGACAGUGCUUAAGGUCCAGGCUGUCGACAUUUACACCAAGUCUGUCCAGCGCGUUAUGGACCUUUUCGGAUCUUCUGGCAAAGCAUAA